AAUAAAUAAUGAUGCGACAAGUUGAUAAAAAUGACAGUUCAUUUAGUAAUAUUGAAAAGUUAAAUAAUGAAUUGCAAAAUGUAAAAUUGGAUUCAAAUCCUAAAGUUUCUGUAUAUUUUGAAACUGAUUCGAAAAAGAUGACUACAUCACCAUCUUUAAACAAUUAUUUUGGGGCAAAUGAACAGAGUGAUAAUUUACAAGUUGUUAAUUUUGGAUCGACAAAUUCGUCUAAAACUUCAGAUACCGUAGAUGCAACAGCAACGUCUUCUAGUAAAAGUGAACCAGUGGUAUGUCGUAUAUUUGCUGAGACGCCACAACCAAAGAAAUCAGUUGAUCCAACAUCAAGUUUUUUUGAUACUAUAAUGCAACCAGAUCCGCCUUCAGCAGCAAAUUCAUCAGGAUUUAUUUUAGAUAUGGGUUUAAAUAAUUAUAAUAAUGAGGAAUCGUACAGUGGUGGACAUGAAGUCAAUCGACGAAGAGAUGCAUGGAUUCCAUCAGAUCAAACAAGAGAAGCUUUAAUUGCUAGUGCAACUUCACCGCCUGGUACUUACAUUCCAAAUUCGUAUCAAUUAACAAUGCCUGGUGUUAUUUUGGAAGAUGAUUUGAAUGAUAUGCUUCAAGAAGAUGUGACUCAUUAUUUAGGAGCAGCUGAGGCUACUCAACGUAAAAUAUUGACAGCCGAUGAUGUAACACAAGAUGAUCGAGGAUUACGAGAGUUAAUUCAAGCAAAUUGUUACCGUGCAGCUGUAAACUUAACUGGGAGGUUAUUAAAAAUUUAUGGCCAAGGUGUUGGUGGAUUAAAUCGGCCCAGCAAACAUACUCCUCACUCAUUACAACUCUGGUUUACACGUAUCGCUUUGCUAGUAAAAAUUAAAUCGUUUUCAGAUGCGGAAAAAGAGAGUGAAGCAUUUGGUGACCUCGACAAUCCUGAUUUGUAUUUCCAAUUUUAUCCAGAUAAAUUUGGUGGCAGACCUGGGUCAAUUGUACCAUUUUCAUUUCGAAUACUUUUAGCGGAAUUACCAAUGCAUUGUGGAAAAGCUAAGGAAUCAAUGAAUCGUUUAAUAAAAAUUUUAAUUACUGUGCGACAAAUUUUAACAAAUUUAAAUAAUGGUGCUACAGAAGAUGGUAAUCCAAUGGAACUAAGUGAAACAGAUCGUAAUGAGUCGAUACAAUUGUGGACAGAUCGACAACGGCGUGUUCAACAUUCUAUUGUAAAUUGUGCUUUGCAACAAGAGAAUUAUGAAUUAGCUAUACAAAUUGUACAACAAUUAUUAACAGAAAAAGAUUUAAAAAUCAAUCAACAAAUUGCAUUACAUUCAACAUUGGGACGCAUUCUAUUACAAGUUGGUGAUAUUGCAAGAGCUGAUGAAAGUUUUAUUAAAGCAAAUGAUUUAGCUGGAAAUGUAACAGAUGUUAGAAAUAUUGUGGAUAGAUCAUUGGUAGAAAUAGCUAAAAAUAAUUUCAGUGAAGCAUAUCAAAUAUUAGUACAAGGAAAUCAAAUUGAUCCAGCCAAUAUAAUGAUAUUAAAUAAUAUGGCGGUAUGUUUAUUAUAUACAGGACGAUUAAAAGAAGCAAUAUCACUAUUAGAGAAUGCAAUCAAUGCAAAUCCAACAAAAGGUUUAAACGAUUCAUUAUUGUUAAAUUUAUGUACAUUAUAUGAAUUAGAAUCGUCACAUAGCAAUACAAAAAAAUUAAAUUUAUUACGACAAUUAGCUAGAUAUAAAGCUGAUGCGGGUAUGAAUGUUCGUCAAUGUUUGAAAUUACCACUGUAA
Messenger RNA from Chrysoperla carnea, 1772 nucleotides. Its product is annotated as trafficking protein particle complex subunit 12. NCBI's taxonomy places the organism in Eukaryota, Metazoa, Arthropoda, Insecta, Neuroptera, Chrysopidae. The record is from RefSeq and is a predicted model, not a curated record. The transcript has 6 exons. Gene Ontology annotation, molecular function: protein binding. Gene Ontology annotation, cellular component: Golgi apparatus; TRAPP complex. Bases 9 to 1772 code for a protein of 587 amino acids.